AUGUUUUCCCUUCAUCUUCUUGACUUGGUAACAUCAAUGCGUCUUUACCGUACUAUCACAAAGACUAUGAGUGUUGACGGGAAUAGCACAGAACCGCCCGCUUUUGUCCCGACGGGGUUGCAGUCUCUUCUGGGCACGGGUGGGUUCACCACUUCAGGCUAUAUACACGCCCUCGUGGACUCCACAUCGAACUCUAACUCGAACUCGAACUCGAACUCGAACUCGGACAGCAGGAUUCCGCUCGUGCAGAUAUCCGAUGAAUCUCAUCUGACACACGAUAGCUUCAAGCCAUACGCGGAUUACCACGACGCCUCCCGUUUGAGAAGCCGUGGCGUUGUCGGAGCUGGCCAGAUUGACAACACCGAUGUGAUGGAGCAGUUUACUCAAUGGUCUGAGUAUAAAAAAGGGUCUUCCCCGACCAACGCAAAGACGAAGCCAGUCCGACACACUUCGCAGCGAAGAACAGACUUCACCAGCAGGGACGAACUAUCCAAGUUUAGCAAAAACCACAACUUCAUCUUCCAUAAGGGGUUCUUGAAGAGGCAGCGCUCCAUACGCAGGGAAGACAGGCAAGCCAAGGUAAGGUCAAGGUUCAGAAACAAGAAGGAGCUGGCAUCUGUCUUAAACUACAUAGAAUUAGAGCAAAUGGACAUUACGACCGUUCUGGCCUCACAAUCGGUAAACUUACACGCUGUUAGGAACAUUACCAGCAGAGAUCCGGCGGUCACCGCUACCCCACAUCUAAGAAACCAGGUGUACGCCAUCAAAGGUCCAAGAAACCUAUCUAUACGCAGGAAACUGCCGAAAUCACAUCCGAUCUCCCGCCCCAUGACGACAGCGACAAUAGCUGCACACAACCCAACGCCUCCCGCGACACGGGUUCGCAGCAAGGGUGUGGGACGAUCCAAAACGUCACCCAGUGUGUUGUAUCGCCCGAGCAGAAAGGCGAAACUGGGCCCAGAUCCACGGGUAACACAGCAGCAGCUACUGCUGGAAUUGUGGAGGGAAUACUUGAUGCUUGUUGUCACGCAGAGAACACAGCUGCGAUUAACGUUCCUCUGCUCCCCAGGUUCAACAUCAAACCAGAGCACCCCUUGCUCAUCCAACACCAGCGACUUAGACAUUUCUCUUUUGUCCACCCCACCAAGGCUGUUUCCAGCCGCACUAAAACCAACCCUAUGA
Saccharomyces kudriavzevii IFO 1802 is the source of this 1182-nucleotide messenger RNA. RefSeq names its product Nis1p (gene NIS1). The record is from RefSeq and is a predicted model, not a curated record. The coding region runs from base 1 to 1182 and encodes 393 amino acids. NCBI's taxonomy places the organism in Eukaryota, Fungi, Ascomycota, Saccharomycetes, Saccharomycetales, Saccharomycetaceae. The transcript has a single exon.